CCCUUUACUACAGCGCUAGUGACAUUCAGCUGGCGAGGCGAGCGUAGCCCGGGCUCCCGCGGCGCUGAGGCAAGGGCGCCCGCGGCUGUCUGCUCUUCUCACCCGGGCACCUCCGGAGCCGUAGCGGCGAGCUCCCUGCAGGCCCGGAGACCCCCGACGGGACGACCUUGGCGGGAGGAUCCCCACCCCCACCCAGGUCCACGAGCUUCGGUCCGCCCUGCCCACCCCAGCUCUGGCACGGGUCGAGGACGGAGGCGGCGAGCGCGAGGGGGACCCUGCCUCCCUGCUCGUAUAUGGCAAAGUUUCUCGCGGCGCUCCUGGGCUGCACGCUGCCGAGCAAGGGCGCCUCUCCCAUGCUGGAGGGCACCAUCUUUACCACACUGGCUGGUGAGAAGUCCUCCUCUGACUACAAAAAGGAGCAGCAAUGGAAACCCGUGUACCGCAGCCUCGCUGCCAUGUGCCUUUCGAACCCUCUCAUUGAGAAGCCAGGAGGCAAAGAAAGUAUGCCUCAGACGCCUCCCUUCUCAGCAAUGUUUGACAGCAGUGGCUACAACCGAAACCUCUACCAGUCCGCAGAGGACAGCUGUGGAGGCUUGUACUACCAUGACAACAACCUCCUUUCUGGGUCUCUGGAAGCACUUAUCCAGCACUUAGUACCCAAUGUGGAUUACUAUCCUGAUAGGACGUACAUAUUCACCUUCCUGCUUAGCUCCCGGUUAUUCAUGCAUCCCUAUGAGCUCAUGGCUAAGGUUUGCCACUUGUGUGUUGAGCACCAGCGGCUGAGUGAAGGGGAUGGCGAUAAGAACCAGAUGAGGAAAAUUGCACCUAAAAUCCUUCAACUCUUGACAGAAUGGACAGAAACGUUUCCUUAUGACUUCCGGGAUGAGAGAAUGAUGAGAAACCUCAAGGAUCUUGCACACAGGAUGGCCAGCGGCGAGGAGCAGACGUACCGGAAGAACGUCCAGCAGAUGAUGCAGUGUCUGAUCCGAAAACUCGCUGCCCUCAGCCAGUAUGAGGAAGUCCUGGCCAAGCUCAGCUCCACAGCCACAGACCGGCUCACGGUUCUGAAGACCAAGCCCCAGUCCAUACAGCGGGAUAUCAUGACCGUCUGCAGCGACCCUUACACGUUGGCCCAGCAGCUGACUCACAUUGAGCUGGAGAGACUCAAUUACAUUGGCCCAGAAGAAUUUGUUCAGGCAUUUGUGCAGAAGGACCCUUUGGACAAUGAUAAGAGUUGCUACAGCGAACGGAAGAAAACACGAAACUUAGAAGCUUAUGUAGAAUGGUUUAAUCGUCUCAGCUACUUGGUUGCUACAGAAAUCUGCAUGCCUGUGAAGAAGAAACACCGAGCAAGGAUGAUUGAAUAUUUCAUCGAUGUGGCUCGAGAGUGUUUCAACAUUGGAAACUUCAAUUCUUUGAUGGCAAUCAUCUCUGGUAUGAAUAUGAGCCCAGUCUCACGACUUAAGAAAACCUGGGCCAAAGUGAAGACUGCAAAGUUUGACAUUCUGGAGCAUCAGAUGGAUCCAUCAAGCAAUUUCUACAACUACAGAACAGCUCUCCGAGGGGCAGCGCAAAGGUCCCUAACUGCUCACAGUAGCAGAGAGAAGAUUGUGAUACCAUUCUUCAGUCUCUUAAUCAAAGACAUUUAUUUCCUCAAUGAGGGCUGUGUCAACCGUCUUCCAAAUGGCCAUGUCAAUUUUGAGAAAUUUUGGGAACUGGCCAAACAAGUGAGUGAAUUUAUGACAUGGAAACAGGUGGAGUGUCCGUUCGAGCGGGACCGGAAGGUCUUACAAUACCUGCUCUCAGUGCCCGUUUUUAGUGAAGACGCUCUCUACUUGGCUUCAUAUGAGAGUGAAGGACCCGAAAAUAAUAUAGAGAAGGACAGAUGGAAGUCUUUAAGGUCCAGCCUUCUGGGCAGAGUUUAACAUCUGGAAAGUGCUGCUGUUGCUGUUGCUGCUGCUGCUGCUGCUGCUGCAUCAGAGGGACCCUGGAGGGGCUGGCCUUUGUUUUCUGGUAUCCAGUACUAGGAACCGCCUCCCAGACUCUGCAAGCAAGCCCAGUUGUAGAUCAGAUGGGAAAUACAUUUCCCACAGCUGACAGAUUGACUUGGAUUUCUUUUGAGACUGAAAUCUUCACUGAAGACACUUGAGAAAGAAUCCUCUGAAAGCCCCGGCUCUGGACAUGAUUCAUCUUCUGGAAUUUCCAUGUGAAUCACAGCUCUGCACCUGGAUGGACUUUUCUUUUGUUGGUUUUUGUUUUAUUUUUUUAUUUUUUAUUUUUGGCCUGAACAUUUGCUGCUAAUGGAACUUACACAGCUGAGUGCUGGCUCUAUGGAAGCCCACAGCUCUUUGUUAAUUUAAAUGAAAAAGGGAGAGGAGGGAGGGGGAACCCCUCCCACCCAUCCAGUUUGGAUCCCGGACCUCAGCCUGAACAGAAUUCCAGUGAGGGCAAAGAUUGGGUGGGGUUCUAAAGCAAACAUCCCCUUACCCAGUGCAGAAUUGUAAACACCCCUCCCCCGCCCCCUCUUCCUCCAAGGCUUUGAGUUGGCUGCUGGCUAGCAAACUCCUUCUUACCCAUAUAAGUUAUUUAAUAUAAUAAUGAAGCGCAACACUGUGGUAGGAAAAUAGCCACUAGGGGGGAAAAGGCAGAGUUUGUCACUGUAGAACUGCCCACCCUGCAGGAAGGGUCACUGUUGGACUACCAGUCCUGCGGGAAGGGACCGUGUUUUCUUUACCCUUCUGAGCUGUUUACAGCUGACCACUGUGUCCGAUAGAUGUA
Mastomys coucha (southern multimammate mouse) is the source of this 2778-nucleotide messenger RNA. RefSeq names its product RasGEF domain family member 1B (gene Rasgef1b). NCBI's taxonomy places the organism in Eukaryota, Metazoa, Chordata, Mammalia, Rodentia, Muridae. Gene Ontology annotation, biological process: positive regulation of GTPase activity; Ras protein signal transduction. Gene Ontology annotation, molecular function: guanyl-nucleotide exchange factor activity. The record is from RefSeq and is a predicted model, not a curated record. The coding region runs from base 294 to 1925 and encodes 543 amino acids. The transcript has 16 exons. Gene Ontology annotation, cellular component: plasma membrane.